Molecule: messenger RNA, 676 nt
Organism: Cebus imitator (Panamanian white-faced capuchin)
Lineage: Eukaryota; Metazoa; Chordata; Mammalia; Primates; Cebidae
Gene: MTLN
Product: mitoregulin
Exons: 3
Coding region: 73-390 (105 amino acids)
Biological process (GO): positive regulation of mitochondrial membrane potential
Cellular component (GO): mitochondrial inner membrane
Source: RefSeq, a predicted model, not a curated record
CAUCCACUCAGAAGUCUUCCCUGACCAUUCUCCACUGUCAUCAACACCAAAUAUUUACUGAGUGUCUGUUACAUGCCAGUCCCUGUUCUAGGUACUUGGGAUUCACCAGUAUACAAUGGAGACAAAAAUCGCUGCCCUGGAGCAGCUUACAUUCUAGCACGGGAAACAGGCUACAAACAGUCUGGCUGCUGUGUUGAGAAGAGAACGUGGUGGACAUAUAUAGAAACAUGGAAACCUGAUAGGGCUAAUGCAAUAACUCAGAGAAGAGGUGAUGGCAGCUUAGACCUGUUGGUAGCAAUAGAGUCGUUACCAGAAAAUUUAAAGUUACACAAAUGGCUAGCAUUCUAUUGCCGAAAGAAAAUAGCGGUGAAGAGCUUAGAGUUGGGUUAGCAAGGCACGCCCCCAAUGGUUAGCUAAAGAUGUAUGGCAUCAACGAGAAAUGUUGUGGGGGCUCAGGAGAGGGGAAGGUGGGGUCAUCCACGGUCUGAGAAAGUCUUCAAUUGAAGGCGAGACAGACGAGACUAUUAGCGAGUGUCGAGAGAACCAACGUCUCGCUGGCUGCGCUGGGAAUGCCCCACGACCUUGGCCUCGUUUUCGCUCCGCGCCCCGCCCUUGAACGCGCGGCGCCUUUUGACCCCGCCGCCGCGCCGUAGACCGCGCGCACGCCGGUGGCUGC